Molecule: messenger RNA, 2745 nt
Organism: Drosophila obscura
Lineage: Eukaryota; Metazoa; Arthropoda; Insecta; Diptera; Drosophilidae
Product: nucleolar protein 14 homolog
Biological process (GO): maturation of SSU-rRNA
Cellular component (GO): Noc4p-Nop14p complex; small-subunit processome; nucleolus
Source: RefSeq, a predicted model, not a curated record
UAUUUCAGUAUGUAGUUGCACGUGUGCCGCCGCUUGUUUUUAUCCAAAUGCGCUCGACUUUAAACAAAAACCAAGAAAUAAGCAAUGGGUGCGAAGAAUAAACGGGCCAACUCUGAUGCGGUGUAUGCAAAGAAGACGGUCAAGUCGAGCAAUCCCUUCGACAAUGCCACAGCGCAGUCGGCGAAGCGACAGAAUCCGUUCGAUGUGCAUGUGAACAAGGAGAAGUUCAAGAUCUUGGGGCGCAUCUGCAAGCAUGACCGUGGCAUGCCUGGCGUGGCGCGCUCCAAGGCGCUGCAGAAGCGCACCCAGACGCUGGGCCAACAGUUUGCCGUGAAGCACAAGACGAACAAAUUCAAGGACAAUCGGAUUGGCCGGCACCUGAGCGGCGACCAGCUGACGGAAUCUGUGAUGAACGCCCGCUAUCUGGCGGAGAAGAUGUCCCAAGUGCGCACGACACAGAAGGCACAGAAGUUCAAUCUGAACGACGACGAGCUGCUGACGCACAGGGGACAGACGCUGGAGGACAUUGAGCAGUACCGCGAUGAGCGUUCCGACGACGAAGAGCUGGACGACGAGGCCCUAGACGCCGACUUUACGUCUGCUGCCCAUUUCGGUGGCGAUGAGAAUGAGACCAGCCCCCACGACCGUCAGGUGGCCAUUGAUGAGAUGAUUGCCGAGCAGAAGCGUCGCAAAAACGAGAUCGACAAGGAGAAGAACGAGGUGUACGAUCUGACGGAGAAGCUGGACGCCAACUACAGGCUGCUGCUGCCACUGGUGGCCAAGGCCACCAAGGAUGAGCAGGAGGCCAAGCCGCCGGCGGACGCCUAUGACAAGCUGCUCAAGGAAAUGAUAUUCGAGCCGCGCGGCAGUGUCACGGACAAGCUGAUCAAUCCCGCAGAGCUGGCCAAGCAGGAGGCUGAGCGUCUCGAGAGGCUCGAGAACGAGCGGCUGCGUCGCAUGAGAGCCGAAGGCGAGGAAGAUGAGGCGGCCAAUGCACAGCCCAAGCAUCGCUCAGCUGAUGACUUGGACGAUGGAUACUUCGUGGCCGGUGGGGAGGAGGAAGACGACACCCUGGCCUAUGAUCUGGAGGGCAACUUGGGCACGCAUCUCAAAGGCAAGGCGCCCGCAAAGGAAGCCAGCGGAGACGAAGCCGAGGACCAGCAGGAUGACGAGCAGGAGGAGGAGGAGGAGACAUCCGAGGACGACAGCGAGUCUGAGGAUGAGAACUACAGUGAUCUGAAUGAGUCUGCGUCUGAGUCCGAGACGGAGGAGGCAGCUGCGCAGCUGCCCAGCAAAAAGAAGAAGCCCAAAAAGGAGAAGCCCCCAACGCGGUCGCUGGACUCCAGCAUACCGUUCACCAUUAAAAUGCCCAAAACCUACGAGGACUUCACGGAGCUGCUCGCGAAGCAUGCCGCUGAGCAGCAGGCCACCAUUGUGGAGCGCAUCAUCAAGUGCAAUGACCCCAAGCUCGAUGGCGUCAAUCGGGAGCAUGUCGUGAAGCUCUACUGCUUCCUGCUGCAGUACAUCAAGGAUCUGUUCGAGGAUGCCAGCGAGCAGGACAUACGGGAGCACUUCCAGCUGCUCUCGCGCCUCAUGCCCCACCUGUACAGCCUCACCCAGCUGAAUCCGGAGCGCAUGUCCAGCGCCCUGCUGGACGUGCUCAAGGAGAAGUUCGCCGACUACCAGAAGAACCGCAAGACAUAUCCCACGCUGGACACGCUCGUUUACUUCAAGCUGGUCUCCAAUGUGUAUUCCACCUCGGACUUUCGACAUCCCGUGGCCACGCCCACGUACGUCUUCAUGGAGCACAUACUGUCGAGGGCGCGGGUACGAACGCGUCAGGACAUUGCCAUGGGCCUGUUUGUGGUCGCCAUUGCCCUGGAGUUCGGCUCCCAGUCGAAGCGUUUCCUGCCUUCCGUGUUCAACUUCCUCGAGGGCAUCCUGUACGUCUCGAUACCCAAGCGAGCCGGGGACAAGCUGGAGGUAGCGCCGCCGUUCGAGCUAGACGGACCCUUCAGCAAGCUGCUGGCCAUUCCAGCCACGCCAGAGAGCAAGUCGCUGGAACAGCAGAAGCUCCAGGCCGCCGAUCUGGUCAGCCACACGCUCACGCUGGACUUCAAGGUGCGCGCCCUGGACGCCACGCUGUGCCUGAUCCAGGAGGCGCUGCAGCUGGUGGGGGAGCACACGGGUGCCUGUUACCUGGCCAGUCCCUUCAUUCCCCUGCUCGCCCGCCUGCGCCUCAAGCCGUAUCCCGCGCAUGUGCACCAGCACCACAGGGAGGCGACGCUGCUGGUGCAACAGUUGGCCGAACAGACAAUGAAGCCCGUGGCGCUCGCAGAGCGGAAGCCCAAGGCGCUGCGCAUGCUGGAGCCGCGUUUCGAGACGGUCUACGAUGACAAGCGCCGCCCCAAGAUGUCCAAGGAGAAGGAGGAGCGCGCCAAGCUGCUGCACAAGAUCAAGCGCGAGAAGAAGGGCGCCAUUCGGGAGAUACGCCGCGACACGGCCUUCGUGCAGGAGCUCAAGCUCAAGCAGCAGCUGCAAAGCGACAAGGAGCGGCACGAGAAGGUCAAGCGCAUCUACCAGGAGGCCUCCGUGCAGCAGGGCGAACUCAACGAGCUGGCCCGCUCCAAGAAGCGCAAAAAGUAGGAGCAAAGUUUGUUCUUUAUAUCACGAAAGCCGCUCGCGACUUUCCAUUUUUGUACAGAAUCAUGCGAAUUAUGUUAGCCUAUAAAUAAUAUGUAAACA